GACUGCACAAGUUGAAUGUUCACACAACCUCCAGUACACUACAAGCUGAAGUAUAGGCUAUCCAGUUGAAGAAUGGGGGGACUGACUCUGACCCUGCUGCUGCUGUGUCUGUCUGGGACUCUCAGUGAAGAUGCUGGAGAAGACAACCUCAAUGACAUCAUGGUACAGAUUCAUCCUGAACAGGGACAGGACAUAGAGAAUGAAUACAAGACUCAUAACCAACACUCUGAACAGGGACAGGACAUAGAAAGUGAAGUUAUUUUCAAACAGAAUCAAGCACCAUCCCUAGCAGAGACAAACGGUAGCUGCCAGCCAGACAUGUGUAACCUUCUUAGGCAUCUGGGAGCCAUGGAGGCCAGACUGACCACUGCAGAGAACCAGGUGGAAGAAUGGAGUAACAUGGAGGCUAUUGUUGCUCUUCUACAGAGAGAAACUGAAUUUCAAGCAGCCCAGCUCAGAGUCAUGGAGACCAAGCUGGGCACCAGUGAGAGCAUGAUGAAGAGCAUGAAGAGAGAGAAUGAAGUACAGGAGAGGAAGCUUCAAGUAUUGUCAUUUAGAGUCGACGCCACUGAGUUCAGAGUGGAGCAACAGCAAAUCCUGCUAGAUGAACUGAGGAGACAGAGUGAAGACGGAACAAAGAUUGCUUUUACGGCAGCACUAGGAGGAGAUGGCCAUAUACCCCCCUCUGAGAGAGAGACCAACUUGGCAUUCAGCAACGUUUUCACAAACGUUGGCGAUGCCUACAACCCUGGAUCAGGUGUCUUCAAUGCGCCAGUGAAAGGAGUCUACUACUUCAGCUUUUCAUCAUUUGCCAAUAGCCAGCAUAACGUCUGUGUAAGUCUGUUUAAGAAUAAUGUACGCAUGUUGUCUGCGUGUGAUCAUCAUUCAGAGCAUGAUAGCUCUGAUAGCUCUGGUAAUGGAGGGACACUACAUCUAGAACAGGGAGACCAUGUCUACAUGACUCUUCAUGCUCAUUCACACAUAUUUGCAGACUUCCAAAACCGCAGCACAUUCAGGGGCUUCCUGCUUUUCAGAACAUAAGGAUAAAUCCCAUGAAAACAAAAAUGGAAUGUGUUUCUAAUGGCACACUAUUCCAUAUAUAGUGCACUACUUUUGACCAGGACCCAUAUAUCGCUGGGAAAAAGUAGUGCUCUAUAUUGGGAUUAGGGUGCCAUUUGGGAUUUAGCCAUUUGGGAUUUAGCCAUACUGUAUGUCAGCACAUUUCCAUGGGUAAAAUACAAUGUUCAAAUUAGUAGAACUAAAAAUAAAUGACACAUUUUGUCUGAAAAUAACUAUUCUGCAAUAAGAGUUUGUUUGUGAAAGUAGUGAGAUGUAAAAGACUCUGCCCAAACGCUUUCUGAGAAAUGCUCUGUAAUGUUUUAAAGGGACUGAUUAACGGAAAAUGAACACAUUUGAGAGAUUGUCAAAUGAUUCCAGAGUUAGCAUAUGAAUGUUGUGUGACAUAAAAUAUGGAUUUUAACUCGAAAUAUGACGGAAUAAAUCUGAGAUAUUGUCAAAUCCAAUGUGUUUGUAUGUCAUACUGUACACUUCCUACGAUGCAGGACUUUUGACUCAUCUUACAAACUAACAUAGGCCUUAAAAAUGUAUAGAUUAAGAUUACAAUUAGAUUCCCACUGGGCACCGGUUGAAUCAACACGGUUUCCACUUCAUUUCAAUGAAAUGACGUUGAACCAAAGUUGGAUUGACGUCCGUGUCCAGUGAAUUGCUCCCUUGUCUUGAUUUAUUGGCAUCUGUUCAUGUUUUCCAGAAAAGAAUAAUUCUGCACCAUCUGGGUCAUUUCCUCUAUGAUCUACAGAGAGUAAUGUGUAGACCAUGGUGACUGCUGGGUUCCUAGAAGUGUGUCAAGGCCAUAAUAAUAUUAUAUUUUAUUUCAGAGAGCAAAGAUCCUUUGUUUUUAGGUCACUUUGUAGCGUUUCCUUGUAAUGGUUGUUAAACUGAUUGUUGGGAAGAUUAUGCCCCUGACAUAAAAGAGCUAGGUAUCAAGUCCCUACCAUAAAGUUGUAAAAAUUAUACAUUGGC
Messenger RNA from Oncorhynchus mykiss (rainbow trout), 2040 nucleotides. It is a transcript of the gene cbln11, whose product is annotated as cerebellin 11. Gene Ontology annotation, molecular function: protein binding. The record is from RefSeq and is a predicted model, not a curated record. NCBI's taxonomy places the organism in Eukaryota, Metazoa, Chordata, Actinopteri, Salmoniformes, Salmonidae.